AUGCCUGACUCGACCGGACCCGCCACAUCUACUGUCAAACGCGCAUGCGAUUGUUGUCAUAAGAGAAAGGUCAAAUGCAUUGGCGACGGUACUCGGCCUUGCAAGAACUGCACUGCAGCUGGUCUGACAUGCACCUAUAAUGCCAUUCCUCAGAAGAAGGGACCCAAAGGAAGCAGAGCAAAGGUUAUCUCGGAACUCCGCGAAACACAAAGACAAUCACAACUGGCAGCUCGCGCAAGGCACGGAUUGGGAUUCGAAGCGUCACAAUAUGCCAAUGCCUUCUCAAGGACGCCGGACCUGCUGUCCAUGGAGCUCAUUACAUCAUGCGUUGACUACUUCUUCGCAAACAUGUACCCAACCCAGCCAAUCCUGCACCGUCAGAAGGUUGGCGAAACCAUUGGAAAGAUGGAGAACUCGGUAGAGGCAUACUGUCUGGUCGUGUCGCUCUGCUCAUACAUGCUCAUCCAACCAAAUACCAAGCUCCCAGCUGGCGUUGUACCAGACGCCGAAGCACCCAACGCUCACCUCAAUCUCGGUAUGACAUUACUGGACGAAGCUAUUCGCGUUCGCAAAGGCUACGACUACAUUGAAAGUCCGAGCAUCUGGUCUGUCAUCACUUCGUUUUUCUUCUUCGGCGCACAUUUCUGUCUAGACAAGCACAACACUGCAUGGUUCCAUCUUCGCGAAGCAACGACUUUGGCGCAGAUUAUGGGUAUGCAAGACGAGAACCACUACAGUCAAGGCGACCAUAUUGAGACAUCGCGACGCCGACGACUGUACUGGCUUCUCUUUGUUACUGAGAGAGCAUAUGCCAUCCAACGUCACCGCCCCCUCACUCUUCACGCCACCAUCAACCUCCCUACUUUGAACGACGAUCCCGCCGAAACAGUCGAGCUUAGUGGAUUCAUCCAUCUCGUUACACUCUACAAGCCCUUCGAUGAUACCUUUGUCGGACUUUGGAACAAGGCACGUGUUGGCUGCUCGACUGAGUGGCUGGCGAGACUGCAAAAUCAACUUUCAGAAGCACUUCCAGCAUAUCUGCACAGUACCGAAAGUCAGGCCGUCGACUUGAGAACAUCACAACAAUGGCUCCGAACAAUGGUGUGGCAGCUCUCCAUCAGCCAUGGCUACCUGUCUUCGGCUGCUGCAGACAACACCAUGAGCUUCAAAUAUCCCAUCGAGAUCUCCAGAGACCUGAUUGCAGCCACGAGUGGCUUCUCCCAAGCUGCUAUGGAGGUCCACGGCAUUGGUCUUGUUGAGAAGCUCUUCGAUGUCGCUUGUACUUUGACCGAUGUCAUGUCGUGCGUGCCCUUCGAACAACACACUUUUGAGUACGGUCCUCGCGAUUACCUCAACCAAUUCCUCUCGCUCAUUUCCACUCUCCGCGGUGGCCAACAACGCUACCUCCCCAUGCUCCUUUCCAAGAUCAACGACACACUUCCUCAGAUGCCAACUCCAGGGUUCAGCAUGGUCUCUAUGCCCGGCGGCCGUGGCAGAAUUGACGAAAUCUACGACAGCAGUAAUCCCGCGAGCGGCGACUCCACUCCAUUCGGAGGCAGCCCACCUCCUCAACCUGUUGGUCCUCAACUGUUCCAAUCUGCUUACCCAGACGAUUUCAAGCUUCCUGGACCUACGAGUAGCGGCUUUCCUAUGAUGACGUCGGCGCCCACGUAUAACGGUAUCCAAACACCGGCGCAACUGCAAGCUGCGUAUCAAAAUUCGCGCAACGCCUACUCUGGCCUAGGUGGUCAUUCUGGCUUUGACAACCCUUGA
Aureobasidium melanogenum CBS 110374 is the source of this 1773-nucleotide messenger RNA. RefSeq lists its product as uncharacterized. The transcript is spliced from 2 exons. NCBI's taxonomy places the organism in Eukaryota, Fungi, Ascomycota, Dothideomycetes, Dothideales, Saccotheciaceae. Gene Ontology annotation, molecular function: zinc ion binding; DNA-binding transcription factor activity, RNA polymerase II-specific; DNA binding. The record is from RefSeq and is a predicted model, not a curated record. Bases 1 to 1773 code for a protein of 590 amino acids. Gene Ontology annotation, biological process: DNA-templated transcription; regulation of DNA-templated transcription.